Euleptes europaea (tarantolino) is the source of this 1523-nucleotide messenger RNA. Its product is annotated as vitamin D 25-hydroxylase. The coding region runs from base 1 to 1521 and encodes 506 amino acids. Gene Ontology annotation, molecular function: oxidoreductase activity, acting on paired donors, with incorporation or reduction of molecular oxygen, reduced flavin or flavoprotein as one donor, and incorporation of one atom of oxygen; heme binding; iron ion binding. Gene Ontology annotation, biological process: xenobiotic metabolic process. Lineage: Eukaryota; Metazoa; Chordata; Lepidosauria; Squamata; Sphaerodactylidae. The transcript is spliced from 5 exons. The record is from RefSeq and is a predicted model, not a curated record. Gene Ontology annotation, cellular component: cytoplasm; intracellular membrane-bounded organelle.
AUGCGGUCCGGGGGCCAGGCGGGAGAGGGCACGGCCGCAGGGGCCGGCGCCGUCGCCUUGCUGCUGCUGCUGUUGCUGCUGCUGCUGGCCUUGGUGGUGAGGCAGCUGCUGAAGCAGCGGCGGCCGGUGGGUUUCCCCCCCGGCCCGGUGAGGCUGCCGCUCAUCGGCAACAUCCACUCCUUGGCGUCGGAGCAGCCUCACGUUUACAUGAAGAGGCAGAGCGAGCUGCAAGGGCAGAUCUUUAGUCUUGAUCUUGGAGGUAUAUCAGCUAUUGUACUGAAUGGCUAUGAUGCAGUAAAAGAAUGCCUUGUUCAGCAAAGUGACAUCUUUGCAGACCGGCCGCCUCUUCCUUUGUUCAAGAAACUGACAAAAAUGGGAGGUUUAUUAAACUCGAGAUAUGGCAGAGGUUGGACAGAGCAUCGCAAGUUAGCUGUAACCAGCUUUCGGAUCUUUGGAUACGGUCAAAAAUCGUUUGAAUGCAAAAUAUCGGAAGAAUCAGUUAUUUUUCUUGAGGCAAUUGAUACCUAUAAAGGCAAGCCUUUUGAUCUGAAACACUUGAUAACAAGUGCAGUUUCAAAUAUUACCAAUGUAAUUAUUUUUGGAGAACGAUUUACAUAUGAAGACACUGAAUUUCAACAUAUGAUUGAAAUAUUUAGUGAAAACAUUGAAUUGGCUGCUAGUCCUGCGGCUUUUUUGUAUAAUGCUUUCCCAUGGAUUGGUGCCUUCCCUUUUGGAAAACACCAACAGCUCUUUAAAAAUGCAGCUGAAGUCUAUGAAUUUCUUCUUCAUCUUAUUCAGCGCGCUUCACAAAACAGGAAACCUCAGUCACCUCGACAUUUCAUAGAUGCAUAUUUAGAUGAGAUGGAUAGAAAUAAAAAUGACCCAGAGUCCACAUUUUCAACAGAAAAUUUAAUUUUCUCUGUUGGAGAAAUUAUGAUUGCUGGAACAGAAACUACAACCAAUGUUCUAAGAUGGGCAGUAUUAUUCAUGGCUCUUUAUCCUAACAUUCAAGAGCAAGUGCAUAAAGAAAUUGAUUUAGUCGUGGGGCCAAACAGAACUCCUUGCCUAGAAGAGAAGUGCAAAAUGCCAUACACAGAGGCAGUCAUCCAUGAAAUUUUAAGAUUCUGUAAUAUAGCUCCACUUGGUAUUUUCCAUGCAACUUCAAAGGACACCGUUGUGCGUGGUUAUUCUAUCCCUCAAGGAACUACAGUAAUUACUAACCUCUAUUCUGUACACUUUGAUGAAAAGUACUGGAGUAACCCAGAAGUUUUUUGGCCUGAGAGGUUUUUGGACAGCUCGGGACAGUUUGUCAAGAAGGAAGCAUUUGUUCCUUUUUCAUUAGGAAAACGACACUGUUUAGGAGAACAGCUGGCCAGAAUGGAAAUGUUUUUAUUUUUUACUUCGUUGCUUCAACGAUUCCAUUUGCACUUUCCUAGUGCUUUGAUUCCAAACCUUAAGCCAAAAUUAGGCAUGACAUUACAACCUCAUCCAUACCUUAUUUGUGCGGAGAGACGAUGUUGAAU